AUGUCGAACUCUGCAAAAUCUACUCCAAUCAAGAUCGACGCUACUCAGCCUACAAUGGGAGGAGAUUCUAUCGUCGUAAACGCCAUUCCUAUCUCAAGUAUACCACCUUUAAGUCCUGCGAAAAAGGUGAAGAAGACCUCGAAGAAGGAGAAGACACCGCGUGUAAGCUUCAACUCUUCAUCUCCCUCUACUUCAACUAAGAAAGCGAAGAAGAAGAGCAAGAAAUCAGAAUCUGAAUCGAGGAGGACUUUUACAAUGUCUGAACUACAUGUUGAUCCAUUGCCAUCGAGUGAUGUUGCUGCUCCUGUCGUUAAUCCUGCAGAGGAUAAUGUUAUCGCAUCUGGUAAGAAUUCUCUUAAUCUAGGCCUUGAUGUUCCCAAUUCUGUUGAAACCCUAGAUGUAGAGAACCCUACUGUGUCUGAAGAUUUGGGGAAAAGUCUUCCUAACUCCCCUAUUGCUGUUGAUACUAAUAUUGGUGGUUCUACUGAGACCAAUGAUGAUGUUGCUGCUGAGUCUCUCAAGAAAACAGAGAUUGCUGCUGAUAAGGAUGUUAAUGAAAAUCCUGAAGUUAUAAUUGUCAAUGAAACAACUGUUAGUGAUAAGUCAGUUCCUACAAACUCUGAGGCUAGUGUGGUUAGAAGGACUAAAAGUAGGGCUGGUAAAGUUACUGAAUUCUUGAUUAAUGUGGCUGACAAUUGUAAUGAUCCAACAAGUCCUGAAUAUAGGCAAGUUUUUGUUCGUGGAACAUGUGUCAAAUUCUCACCAACUGUGAUUAACCAAUAUCUGCAAAGAAACUCUGAUGAGGUGGCUGCUCUAAAGGUCACAGACAAUGAGGUCUGCAAGGUCCUCACAGGUGGCAGGAUAAAGGCAAAAUUUGAUUAUGGGUCCUAUUUCUUUCAAGAAACUUUAAGCCAUGCUUUGACCUAUGCUGUUGAGAAGCCAGUUGCUCUUCCCACUCUGUUAUGCAAUAUAAUCCUUGAACAACAUCCAGAUAUUUUGAGAAACACUGAUGUUCCUUGUAAAAGGAAAGGGAUGUUGGCCAUUGAGCAAAGGCUGCUUGAAGGGACAAAUGUUGCAGCAGGUGUUGGCACAUCUGUCCAAGCUGGGGUACUCUCAAGGAAGCAGAUGAUUACAGACUUGACUGAGGCUAGCAGAGCACUUGAGGCCAGAAAACUGAAAAUAGAUCGUGUGAUUGAGGCCCUCAAGGCUGAUGAAGCUGCUGAGACUGCUGAGGGUGAGCCUGAUGGACAAGAAGGUGAGGAAACUAGUGGCUCUGAUGAUGACACUGAGGAUUUGGAGGAGGACUCUGAUGAAAGUUCUUCUAUAUGA
Messenger RNA from Trifolium pratense (red clover), 1329 nucleotides. RefSeq lists its product as uncharacterized. Bases 1 to 1329 code for a protein of 442 amino acids. The record is from RefSeq and is a predicted model, not a curated record. The transcript is spliced from 4 exons. NCBI's taxonomy places the organism in Eukaryota, Viridiplantae, Streptophyta, Magnoliopsida, Fabales, Fabaceae.